Molecule: messenger RNA, 1863 nt
Organism: Lasiosphaeria miniovina
Lineage: Eukaryota; Fungi; Ascomycota; Sordariomycetes; Sordariales; Lasiosphaeriaceae
Product: cAMP phosphodiesterases class-II-domain-containing protein
Exons: 3
Coding region: 1-1863 (620 amino acids)
Biological process (GO): negative regulation of glucose mediated signaling pathway; cAMP catabolic process
Molecular function (GO): 3',5'-cyclic-AMP phosphodiesterase activity; 3',5'-cyclic-GMP phosphodiesterase activity
Source: RefSeq, a predicted model, not a curated record
AUGGGAGGAGGCAGAUCUAGCAGUACCAACGACGAUGCAGCAGGUGCAGCAGGUGCAGCAGGUGCAUCAAGCGCAUCGGGUACAGCAGCAGCUCCCGCGCUGCAGGUGAUUGUUCUCGGCUCUGGAGGAGGCCCUCUAGAAUCGAAUGUUACAGCGUUUUUAGUGCGCUCGCUCGCGUCAGGAUGGCGGAGAGGCUCCGUCAUUGCCGUCGACGCCGGCGUGCACCUAGGAGCCAUCAAGAAGAUAUUAGAGGAUACGCAGCCCCCUGAUCUCGGCCAGACAGACGAGCUCUCUCUGCCCUAUACCCUGGGGUCUGGUCCGUUCAGGGGCCUAGAGCUACCGCAUGCCAACCCCUCGGCCAACGCCGCCCAUAUUCACAAGAGUUUGAUAGACACUUAUCUCAUCACACAUCCUCACCUAGACCACAUCUCCGGCUUCGUCAUCAACACCGCCGGCCUACCGGGCAACCGUCCCAAGAGGUUAGCAGGGUUACCCAGCACCAUCGCUGCCUUCAAGACGCACAUCUUCAACAACGUCAUUUGGCCCAAUCUGAGCGACGAGAAUAAUGGCGCUGGACUGGUCACAUACAUGCGCCUGGUCGAAGGCGGCUCUCCAGCGCUCGGCGAGGGCGAGGGCAGGGGCUACCUCGAAAUCAGCGAUGGCUUGGCCGUCAAGAUCUGGGGUGUCAGCCAUGGCCACUGCAUCGAGCGUCACAGCCACCGCGGUAGCAAUAGCAGCAGCGUCCGCCACGGCAGCUUCGACGCGUCGUCUAUCAUCACCGGACCAAUGGGCGUCGGCAUGGGAUCCAGCAUGUCGUCGCUGCUCUCCCCUCGCUCCAUCGCACACCACAACGCGAGUCACAGCCAAUCCGGACUUGGUCCUUUGCUCCUGCAGCAGCAGCGCGAACAGGAACGCAUUCAAGCCGGCGGUGGCGGUGGCGGAGGCAGUCAAGGUGGAGGGGGACUAGGCGGCGCCAGCAGCAUCAUGGGCUCUGUAGCUUCAGGUGUCGGCGGGAUGGUCGGUUCGGUGGGCGAGUCGGUGUGCGUCUACGACAGCUCAGCAUACUUCAUCCGAGAUGUGAUAACGGGGCGCGAGAUCCUCAUCUUUGGCGACGUCGAACCCGACAGCAUUAGCUUGUCGCCGCGCAACCAGCAGGUGUGGCAGGAGGCGGCCCCCAAGAUCGCCGCUGGCAAGCUAGCAGCCAUCUUCAUCGAGUGCAGCUACGAUGACUCACAGUCUGUGGACCGCCUGUUUGGACACCUCGCCCCGCGCUUCAUCGUCGAGGAGAUGACCGUGCUCGCGGCCGAGGUUGAAGCCGCGCGGCGCCUACAGCAGCAGAGGGAUCUGGAGAACAGCUUCUCGGCGGCAGCCAUGGAGCGCAGUCAGUCGGGCUACACAAGCGGGGGAGACCACAAGAAGCGCAAGCGUGAGGGCGACGAAUUGGGGAUAUUAAGCGCCGCCUCGGCAGAAGACCCCGUCUCCCCCAGGACGGUCAAACCCGGGCCGCCGCGCCGCAUCGACUCGUCGCAGUCGGUCCUUUCGUCCUCGUCGGACCUCGACGCCGUCAUGACCACGCCCACGGCCAUGACGGACUCGCCACACCUCGCCACGCCGACGGCCGAGCUCUCGCUGCAGGAGGCCGAGCUCUCGGGCGCGGCCACGCCCAUGCUGCCGCUUCCGCCCCACCCCCAGCCCCCGCCCCUGCACGGCCUCAAGGUCGUCAUCAUCCAUGUCAAGGACAAGCUGAACGACGGGCCCGACGUCGGUGACGUCAUUCUCGACGAGCUACUCGACUACGAGAGGGAGGCCCAGCUCGGCUGCGAGUAUAUCAUCUCGCAUGUCGGCCAGGAUCUGUAUCUGUAA